AGGAACAUUCCCGAUAGCAGGAGACCCGAGUGUUUAUCAGAGCCUAACGUAGUAGUUUCAGAGACAGUUUUGUCUGACUGAAUGUGAGAAUAGCGAAUCAAGUUGUAGAUGUAGUCUGUAUGGUUGCAGUUCCCGCUGUUUAGCCUCCAAGAGAGUUUAAUACCUAACAAUGGCGAUCGCUCGUUCCACUUUACUCGGUUGAAAACCCUGCUGCGCAGGUGCUUCGCCACUCUCUCUUUGCUGGAAAAGCGAACGAACACCUGAACGGUAUCCGGUUCCGGAGCCGGACUCAAGAUUACGCCGAAACCGGGCACAUCUGCCACCAUGGGCGAACUUUGGGAUGGCCAAAGUUUAAUCCUCGGCCAGUACAAGGGGGUGCCCGUGGGCUUGCAUUUUACGCUGCUGAUCCUCGCGCUGGUAUGGGAAAUAUACUGGAUAAGCGAACAAGGAGGAUGGGGGUUCUUCAAGGGCAUUUUCCUAGUACCAAUUAACCUUGAUUCAUGUUUCCGUUCCUCUUGCUGCAGUUUUAUCCUCAUGAGCAUUGGUGCGUGUUUUCGGCAAUGUUAGAAUUAGAUAGGCCUGCUUUUCAAUUACAGCGCAUGCAUCAUCGAUCAGUCUGGGAAAGACAUUAAUUUCUAUCACCGUUCAGACUCUCACCCUGUGGUUCACCGUCUUUAUGCACGAGUUGGGUCACGUUUGGAUGUGCAGAAGACUGGGCGGGGAACCCGACCGAAUUAUUCUUUGGCCAUUUGGCGGUCUGGCCUACAUGAAGCACAGUGGGGACGAAAGCGACCGAACUAAAAUUCUGCUCGCGGGACCGGCAAUGCAUAUACCGCUCGCAUGUACGCUUGAUUACUUAUUAAAAUUUGCGCUGUGAGACUUUGAAGAAUUGGAGGCUGCAAUGCAUUCUUAGAUUCGAAUUCCUGUCUACUGAAAUUGAAUUCGAAUUCCUGACUACUGACCCCAGGUAUCGCGGGCAUCUUCAUUGCGAUGUUCACGGGAGGGCCCUUUUUGUGGUACGUGGACUGGUGCUUCCACCUCAACCUGCAGCUUUUUCUGUAUUACAAUGAAAAACUACGCCCCCACCCCCGAACCUGGGAGCAUUUGUAUUGCAAACCUUUCCAAAUGAAACAUGCGCCCUCCUGCAUCUAUCAGCAUCACAGGUUUCCAGUCGUGAAUAGAAAAAAUUUGUAUUGCAGAAGAUCCGAGGAAGCGCGGCGCUUGUCAUGCAAGCGAUGCUACAAACGUCUAGACUCUGCAUCAGAAAGAUUCAUAGUCUCUUCAUGCAUGAUGACAAAAAGUUUUCAUUUGGAAACUUUGCAUCACAAAUUGUUCCAAGUCUGGGUGUGGGGGCUUUUUUCACUUUGAUAUUGUGAUGAACCUCUUCAUGCCGGCACAUCCGCUCGACGGCUGUUCACUCCUCUCCACCACGCUGCUGCAGAGUUAUUCCACAGACACCGUGGCGAAAAUCUACGUAAUGAUUCAAGCCUUUUAAUUUUAUUCCAUCUAGAAGUAGUACAUGCAGGCAAAGGUAUAUUAUUGGUUCACGUGAAAGGAAGGUUGUGACUUCAUCUCAACCUACUCUUUACCAAAAAUUCGCACAGAUCUGCCUCGCUUUUCCCUACCUGAUUUUCCUGUGGUGGUGGGGCAUUGCAGAAGUAAACUUCCUGGGCAUCCUCCUCGGGCUUUGGCUUCUCGCCCAAACCGCCGACCUGAUCAUCAGAAUACGACAGGGACCCGCUGGACUCGGUAUACUUGAGUAGAUCAUAAGUAAGUUGUUUGCAAGUGAGUCAGUCAGCAUGUCGUUGUGUACGAGUCCGCUUUUGGUGUCCUCAAUCACAGCACACGACAAAAAGAAGGCGAAAAAUUCACCGUUGAAUCACUGAACGAUCGACCUUACUAUCACAGCAAAGCACCCGAUGUUUACAAUAGAGGAGCAGAUGAAGCCAAAAAAGCAGAACCAGCAGCGCGGCGUCGACAUCAGCAGUUGGGACGGGACGGCCCAGAGUUUCUCCGCCACCAUGCCCACCGCGCCGGUCCACACCAACUGGGGCUCCGGCGCCGUUGGCGGCGUGCCGGUGGUUGGCGUCCCCACAAACAACACGCAGCCGGUACCCAUGGAGCAGGUUGAACCGGGGGAAGUGGUUACCUCACCGUACGUUGGGGGCGUAGAUAAGAAACCGGAGUUUGACCCACAGCAAGCACCACCACCUAUGCAGCAGCAGUACGCACCGCAGGGGGGCGGGUCACCGCCAAGGAACACCGGACAGGUAUGAAAAUUGCAACUUUAGUAUUCGUGUGGAGUAGUUGACGUGCGAGUCUUUUUUGAGGGACGCGGCACUAUUCAGUUGAUUUUUCUUGCGUACUUAGUUGUCACUCGGAGCUGCUGCCUCUGUCGUAGCAAGAAGUGCGUCGCAAAUUUUCCUACUCUCUCCAUAGGAAGUAUACGCUUCCGCAUACACAGGUGACCGUUGAGAUGACGGAGCUCCGGGCGCCGGGUGGUGGCAGCCCGCAGAUGUUCUCCAUCGCGGAUGGGGAAGGCUCACAUACGCAGCAAAUCGCAGCGCCCGGAGUAGAGCCUUCGCCUCGCGAAGGCGUGUGAAGCGAGGCAAAAUGAUGACAAAGGAAAAACUACACUAUCCUGACGAAUAUAAGGCGCAUCGCGUUCCCGAGGUUUGAACAACCUUUAUGUAGAAAAACGUGACAAGAAGCUAAGAAAAAAGUUUUUCUAUCCAGUGCAU
Molecule: messenger RNA, 2741 nt
Organism: Amoebophrya sp. A120
Lineage: Eukaryota; Dinophyceae; Syndiniales; Amoebophryaceae
Source: the annotation of a GenBank genome assembly